AUUGAUAAACAUGACUUCUUAUACAGUUUUUCUGGUUUUUACGAUAUGUUUGGGAACAUUGUUCAGAUAUAGUUUAGCUUGUAGUGAAAUUAUACAAAAUGUGUCUAUUGAAGUGGAAGAUAAAGAUGGAGAGUGGUCUAAUAUAACUUUGAAUGGAUGCAUACAAAGAUCAAAUCUUAAUGGUAUAACAGUCAAGGAGAUUCGUAUUAGACAUCAAAACAUUUCCAAAUUGGGCAAAGAUUACGUGAAGCAUUUGAUCAAAUUGGAUACUUUGGUAUUUGAAGAUUGUCAAAUCGAGUCAAUAGCACAAGGAGCUCUAAGAAAUUUACCAGUCAUCAGACAUGUUGAAAUUACGCACAAUCCUAUUAAAAAAAUUACUGGAGGUAUAUUUGACGUAUUUGACACAAUCAAGGUUCUAAGACUGAACAACAACCAAAUAAGUUACAUUACCGAUGAAGCUCUAUCAAAUAUGACGGUAACCGAAGUAAAUUUUAGUCACAACAAUUUCUCAAUAUGGAAAAGCGUUUGGUUCGCUCAUUCACCUUAUAUCGAGAAACUGGAUUUUUCUUUCAACGUCAUUACAGCUGUACCGAAACGAGCAUUUGACGGAAUGCCUGUACUGAAAGAACUUAACUUCGAACAUAACAAAAUAUCCGCCAUAGGUUCCGGUGCCUUUAGAAAAUUAUCGUCGCUACAAGUUUUAAAUUUGCGCAGUAAUGUUUUAACAACAAUUAAUGUCGAUGUAUUUGGUGAUAGAAUAUCGAUAAACAGUAUGAAUUUGGCUUCCAAUCGCUUUAACGAUAUACCAAUUGAUAUUUUUGGAAAGUUGAAACUUAAAGAAAUUUCACUCAGUCGCAAUCCAUGGAUAUGUCCUUGUUUAAAUAAAUUAUAUAAUUUGUUGUUUAAUAAAAGGGUUAAAGUUGUGCCGGCCGAUAAUUGCAAGCUAGAUCAUUUACCGAUUUGUAUUGUAAAUGACGUAUGCGGAUUUCCUCAAAGUAAUAGAGGCAUUGUACAGUUUUAUAGUAUCAUAGAUAAAUUGCAAGAUGUUGAUAGAGAAUGCAUUGGGUAUCAAUGAUAUACGAAAGCACACACACUAAACACUAUGGUUGUUUCAAAAUAGAUAGAAAUAACCAUUUAAAUAUAUUGGUAAAAUAUUGUCAUAAAAAAAUUUUCUAUUUAUCAAUAGAAAUAUUCUGCUUUAGUAUGACUUGCUUGUUUGCCUAAAAAUUAUAAUUUUUUGAAUACGAGUAUUUGACUGCAAAUCAACUCACUUCACUUCAACCUUGCAGCCCCUAAAUAAUUUUUUAAGACCUGCAAGUUAGGUUAGGUUAAGUUAGGUUAGGUUAACAGGGUGAUCUCCACUUUUCAGCCGAGAUUCACUCGAAAGCCUUAGGCUCAUUGUGAUGCUCUUGCCGACUUUUCAGUCAGCACCAUUUCACUACCCUUCCCUAUCUCGUCCGUUGCCAGGUCCUUGUCCCCUUUACAAGCUUUUUCAGGUUUCAGGUCCUGAACACCCAGCUCCGCUGCUUCUUCCAGACAUUCCAAUGCUUCACUCCCCAUGCAUGCAUUGUCUCUUCCUCUUCACUGCAUUCUGCACAGAGAUCGUCGGUUCUGAUACCUAUUUUCCUGAGUUUAAAGCCUACUGUGCAGUGAUCGGUAAUCACUGCUAGGCUUUCCCAUAGCCUAACAGUUCUGUUGUCUUCCUCUUCUGUAGCACCGGCCACAAGGAGCGUGAGAUGGCACAGUCAUCUCUAUUAUUUCAUCUCUUGCCGUGCUCUCCCUCUAAUAUUCUAUCUAUCGUGUCUCUCAUCAAUUUGAUCGGUGGUAGUGGCAAGCCCAUCGCUUCGUCCCCGCUCCUGGUCGUUCCCAAUUUAGCUAGUUAGUCUGCUAUUUGAUUCCCUUCUACAUUGCUGUGUCCAGGUAUCCAGCAAAGUCUAACCUUUCGGUCACGAAUACUUGACAGAGCUUCGCGGCAGCUCACCACUGAUCUAGAUCUCACUGCCGUAGACGAUAAUGAUCUCAGAGCCGCUUGGCUAUCCGUGUAGAUUGUGAUGUCACGCACCGUUUCAUUUCUGCUUCACGGAUUAGUUCCGCGGCUAGUUUUAUUGCCCGCAGCUCGGCUUGCAUUAUGUUGCCGCCAUUUCUAAGCCUCAAGGAUUCCCUUAUUCCCAGAACUUCGGAGUAUACUCCCGCUACCGUCCGUUCGUCUUUUACGGAGCCGUCCGUGAAAAUUGAGUUACUUACUGUUCCUGGGUUCUCUUCCCAGUCCUCUCUCGUUAAUAUGAGGACGUUCAGAAGACCUGCAGGUUAUUAAAUAUAUGAAUUAUAUCUAAGUAUUCGAUUUCAAUGUCUUCUUCUCAGAUUAUUAAUUACAUGAAACAAAAACGAGGAAAAGCUGAGAUAUUGGUCUGUACUGUUAAAAUGAUCAAUCUGUUAGCUUCGUCAGUGAAUUAAUUUAUGUUUUCAUUCUCAUAGCACGACUAGAUGUAAAUGAAAAUAUCGCACAAAUAAUCUUUUUACAAAUCAAUCCAUGAGUGGGAGCACUUUCCAGAUAAUAUAUUGAAAUAUAUCCUAUCGAAUUCUAUGGUGUUAACUCAACGUUCAGCAAUCCCCUCGAGACCUUAGUAAAACCAUUCUUAAGACGGCAUUUUCAACAUCUCUUUUUGAUUCAAAUUUUUUCUCACGCAAUAAUUUCGCGAUGGAUCUGAAUAAAUAGUUAUGUGACGGUGCAAGGCAUGGACUAAGUGGUGGUAAAAAUUCAAUACCACCAAUUUCUCCGCACUUAUUCCGCUUAACAUCCAUAGUAUGUGGUUUAGCAUUCGGUUAAUUAAAUGUGGAUAUCAUCGGCUGCUCACUAUAUACAGUAAGUACACUAAACCUCGAUAUUUUCACCAGACACACAACAAGACUUUUGUUUCGUUUUGUUUCGAGUCGACACUCUUUGCGAUGGUUUCUGGUAGUUAUAUUUUAUCUAGCCACUGAUUUUCCAUGUCUGGGGUGUUAGAUCAAUCUAUUUUCAAUCGCAAGUAAUAAUGCGUCUAUUGAAAUCAACAUCUUUCGACAAGGCACGUACCUCUACUGGACGUUUCGCAUUAAUUUCGGUUAAUUCUUGUGGCACUAUUCGACAAGUUUUAUCAAUCUUACCUAAAGAUUUUGAAUUGCGAUGUAUGAAGGUCCAAGGAAGUUCGAUAAACGGCAACUGCUGGUACUAAUUUGAUUUUCUAGUGCUUCCCCAGGUGCGCAAGAUAUCAAAUUUUAAAAAUAAGGAGAGAAAAAUGUUAAUUGAAAUAAAUAAAUUAAAUAAACGCAUUACUUUUCGUAAAUUGUUUGCAAGACAUCAAAGUAUUUGGGAAAUUUGCAGCGUAUUUUUUUUCCAAAAAGACCAGUGUCCGAUCUGAUCUUGUCCGAUUGCAACUUAAGGAACUUGUAGUGCUGGUCUCUUAUGUAAUUAUAAUUGAAGGUUGAUUUCGAUAUAUCUACGGUUCUUCAUCUUCAAGUUGUAGCAAUGUCAAGUCAAGCAUCAGACGAGUUCAAAUGUUUUUCCUGCAAACCCUUAGCUUUAUGAAUUCUUGUGUGAAGAAGCCAUGGUUUUGCCAUAUUCAAGUCUUAUAUUCUCAUAUUUUCAAGCUACGGUUACCACAUCCAUACCGUUGACAUCAACAACAGAAUAACCUCUUUUUUGGAAAUUUAUUUGUCCGUACGAAGAAUCUGGAUACGAAGAUCAGAUUCAUUGGUCCGUACUACAUUAUGUAAGCCAGUCAAGGUUCACAAGGUCUUUGUGAUAUCAGUCAAUUUUUUGGCUUUUUUGUCAACCCGAAAAAGUCAUUCUAGAAGUAAGAAAAUGAACCAUGAGCCAAGGUACAAACAAUUAAGACAGUCAAACUCUUCAAAGGCAUUAAUAUAAAUAAAAAUCUACAAUACAUCAAAAAUUAUAUGUUUGUAUACAUUAUUUAUUGUCUUUCUCUCUUUUUCACAGAGUUUUAUUCAUUUAUAGGUAGUAAGUAGGUAGUGGAGACCACGUGAUUGACAAACAACUACUUUCACAUAGCACUAACGUCAUCUACAUGAUUUGUUUUAAACUAAGUCGGUUUGUUAUAGUUAUCUCACUCGAAAUGGGUUCGAAAUAAUAUUUAAAUUUCAAAUGGCUUGUGACGGGAAUGUCACAUGGCGCUAUAGAGUUUUAAUGAUCAACGUAACCUCUUUGUUUCAUAUAACCUAACCUUGGGUAUGGUUAUCGAUGGUUUGAUGUUAUCUAAACAUCGAUGGUUUCACGAAAAUAUCGAUGUUUCUUCAAUCGAUGAUUUUCUUUCGAUGUUUUGCUGUUAUCGAUGGUUUCAAAUAAACAUCGAUGUUUUGGUAAUUUCAAUAACUCCUAGUUGUUGAAAAGCUACUUCAAUUAAUAUAUUUCAAAUUUACCAAGACUAAUUAUUUCAUUAUUUGAAUCCCCUCCCAUAAAUAAAGAAGUUUGUGGAACAGGUGUACGUUUGGAGUGAAUUCAGAUCAGAAACAAUCGAUAGAUAAAUCAAUGCCCGAAGAACUGUCGUUAUACUUAAAUUCCCCAAACGAAAAGAUUCAGCAGAACCCUCUGGUUUCUUGGAAAAUGAUCCAUCUGAGUAUCCAUUCUCCCAAGCAGGUCUGAUUUUGAACUCUCUCAGAAAUCGCCUCUCAAAGGAUAUGGCUGCGAGCCUUAAAAUUUUUAUCUUUAAAUAUUAAUUGAUUAAUUGUUUUUUUUUCCUUAAAAUUUUUAUCUUUAAAUAUUAAUUGAUUAAUUGUUUUUUUUUUGUUUUUAAUUAUGAUUACAACUUAAAUUGUAAAAUUUAUUUCUUUUUAAUAAAGUUUGUUUUGAAGCUCAUAACCUU
Molecule: messenger RNA, 4859 nt
Organism: Diorhabda sublineata
Lineage: Eukaryota; Metazoa; Arthropoda; Insecta; Coleoptera; Chrysomelidae
Product: leucine-rich repeat-containing protein 15-like
Exons: 4
Coding region: 11-1075 (354 amino acids)
Molecular function (GO): protein binding
Source: RefSeq, a predicted model, not a curated record